Molecule: messenger RNA, 288 nt
Organism: Ambispora gerdemannii
Lineage: Eukaryota; Fungi; Glomeromycota; Glomeromycetes; Archaeosporales; Ambisporaceae
Source: the annotation of a GenBank genome assembly
AGUAAUAAUCGAUGGUUCAAAUAUCUUUUGGAAGUCAAUGAUCAAUGUCAUAAAUAUUCAAAAUCUGGAUGUAGUAUCUUUGUUCGAGAGGAAACUAAUUCUUUACAAAUUUUGCUGCAAUAUUUAAGAUCUCCUGAUGAAAUUAAUAAAAAUAGUGUUUAUUUGGCACUUAAAGUGACAGGGAUGGAAAAUGAAGUUGAAUAUUAUAAUAAAAGAGAAGAUAAUGACUUUUUAAAAAGUAUAACAGGUGCUGAUUUAAUUGGAGGUGUAAAUCAAGAAGAAUUGUGA